Spirometra erinaceieuropaei is the source of this 10449-nucleotide messenger RNA. The record is from the annotation of a GenBank genome assembly. NCBI's taxonomy places the organism in Eukaryota, Metazoa, Platyhelminthes, Cestoda, Diphyllobothriidea, Diphyllobothriidae.
AUGCUGACGAAUCCAAAAUGUGACAUUCCAUGGGAUGCGCGGUCUCCGAGCUACCUGCUAGGCUCGCACCGUGCGCCCGAUCUGGCCCUCCUUUGUUCCAUCGCCUAUGCAGCGCGAUCCGUUGAGAUGUCAAAGCACGUAAGCGCCAAAAUUCGGUAGCAGAUCAGGAAAUGUUGCUCGUGAGUUUAAGUCGAUUUUACUGUACGGGGAAUUCAGUACAGUAUUAAUUAAGUGGUAGAUUGUUUAUUCUGGUCAUUUCUAACCAUGUAGAUUUGGGGGCAUUAGUUAAUUACCACUGAAUUUCAUAUUUCUUAGAAUCAUGAGGAAUGGAGUUGCCAGUACGAAUACAUAGAAAUAUACGAUGGUCCCUCGAGGUCUUCACCUUUUCUGCGAAAACUAUGUGGGUCUGAUAUACCGACGACAAUAGGAUCGACUAAUAACACGAUGACCGUGCGCUUCGUCAGCGGAAAGUAUCGAAGAGAGCGGAGACUUAAAGGAGAGUUUAGGAAAGGUAAGUCCUCCUUGUCUGCAUGGAUAAUACAUAAUGCAAUACCUUGCUCUUCAACUACAGCGGCAUGAUACAUAUUUUUGCACACCAUCUACGCAUUCACGUUCAGAUGUUAUUCGUACAAUCGCCUAAUUUUGGAGUUUGCUAAGAGCUUAAUUUGACUGCGUGGUGUACCUUUCCCCAUUUAGAAAUGAGCAAUUUAUAUACGUAUGUAGGAAAAUAUCGUCCUCAUGAAAUGCUGUUCUGAAUACUUAAAUUCGGUGGUCAAACCAACAUGUUGAAAUGCGUUUGUCAAUCGGCAUAGGGAGGCUGUCGUUUGAUUGUCGUACAACACAAUCUCAAGAUUUUCGUGUUAAACCCGGACUAGAGCUUUUGAAUGUACUUCAUUCGGACAGCCUGCAAAAUCUCACUUUGCAUAUGUUUUCUAGAAAUCAUGCUUGAAAAUACCCUUUUUUAUACAUAUUUUGUAACAAAUUACAUAUUACUUUAACUUUGCACUCUACGAAAAGUUUCUUUUGAUUUUAAAGUGGUUUUAAUCAUGGCGCAGUCACUGAGACGGUACUGUUAUUAGCCCGAUCUUCCGAACUCGAGAAGGAGUUCAGCAUCGGAAACCGUUGGAGUGCAACCUGCCCCGGCUUAAGACGCUUUGACGCACACCCGACUGUCCCGUGAGUGUUCAGGGGGGGGGGGAGAGAGGAAUUUUGUCAAUGACCUGGUCUAGUAUGCGUCGCCUGCCCACAAUAGUUUUACAGCAAGGUGACGGUGUUUGACCUUGAGACACUGGGUCGCCUCUCGCGUUUAUGCCCGAGUAUUCACGAGCUGAGGCGAGGCCCUGGUUGGCCUGUAUAAUGACAAGGAUAUGUAUGGCAUAGGGUUUGAUAAAAUGCGCACGAUUGCUCCCUUCGGUCAUGUUGAUCCUUCAUUUCAUUAUUCUGGUACGCAUGGUCGCCGCGGAAAGAUAGCGAUGACCACGUCUCACUCAGUCUUAAUGAUUUCUGUGACCUCGGACACUAUGCAUGUUAGCGAGUGCCAAAACGUUACUGUCUCUCUCUCGUUUGUCCGUCCAGGUGCGUAAGUAUGCAGCAACUGACGAAAUGUUUUGGAUAGCCGUUAUUUGUCAGUUGGUCGCUGAGAUGCCGUAGUUAUUGAACUCUUCCUUUGAGCCCGCCACCGUGGGUUUUUACGCGAUAACAGAGGUUCCUUACACGGCCCACAUUUUGCACUGCUCGAUGGUUGCUAUGAUAGCAGAGGACCAGGGUUGUGCUAGUCGCCAUGCUAUACACUGUAGUGUUUAGUCUGCGCGCAACGUGCACGUCAAGGAAAGCUAAUAUCUCAGACGCCUUGCACGGACCAGAAGCAAGCCGGGGCGGGGGUGUUUGAGGCAUGGAUUUUAGCCAUCAGCUCCAUCUAUAGGUGUAUUCAUUUCCCUCACGUGUUACCACGCCCGCCGCCCACGCAGCCAGAUGGCGCAGCUUAUACGGCCACUAAGGCCGAAUACCGUCACCACGCCGUGAGACCAUUGUGGAGCCGGGCUGUGGGCGCCAGACUUAGCCAAGUACGCAGACGCUUAAUUUGCUGCCUAUUCGACGAGACCCUGCAACGAAUUAAAAUUCGACGCGGCCGAAACCCUCGCUAGAGGUAACAACCACGUGAUCCGCGGGCUGUUUGAAUCAUGGUUCAAUGGCUCCCAGUCUAAUGAUUAGUUCAACGACCUUCCCAUUCCAUACUCGGUACGGAGAGUUCGCCUAGGCAGAGUAUUAAGCCACGCGGGGAGCGCGCGGGCAAACACAGUCCCCAAAACCAGUACAGUGGGUCAGAUGGUUGAGCAAUCAUCACUUCGGCAUUCAACGUUUUCUGUUGGUCGUGGGGAUGACGUCAGUGUCACCCCGAUUGAAAAGUUGGUCGCACUGGGGUGCGUGUGCAAAAACGAGGGACAGUGAGUCACGCCGACGUACGCGUACCUUGUGUUUAUUGAUUCGAGUUCCCAGAUGUCGUCCUGUAUAAUCAACAAAUACACAGGGAAAAUUUGCACAUGGGAUGCGAUAUAGAUAGAUAGAUAAUAUUUUAUUAAAGACCCGUCGGGGUCCCAUCAAAGCAAGUUAAAAUAAAUUUUCAUGUGAGUUUUAGACGAGGCAGGCCGAAUCUUUACAAAAUGCAAUUCAUAGUUUCUGAAUUAGUAGUCCAUUGAGAAACAUGAUUAGUCAGGGGUGGAAAAAACUCGCAACCUGUUGGUUUUCCACACUUCUGGCUUGGCUAUGGCUGGCUGACGACGGCUAGUAAGACAGAAAUGGCCAUUCCAGUCUCCCUUGUCUUUGUCGGUAAUAGCAUUCUGCCUAUAUAUCAUGCGCCGCCUUGCGGCUGCUGGUUCGGCUCGAGAGAGAGCCCUUAAGGCACAACGGAACGAGUGCGUUCCGAAUGAACGAUCGGUGAGCGCCCCUUCCAUAAAUAUAUAUAUAUAUAUAUAUAUAUAUAUAUAUAUAUAUAUAGAGAGAGAGAGAGAGAGAGAGAGAGACAGACAGACAGACAGCCCGUAAGGCACAACGGAACCUAGUGAUUUCGUAAAAAACGAUCGGUGAGCGUCCCUACCAUUAUAUAUUUGUAUAUAUAUGUUGAAGGAAGCCUACCUUCCAAGAGAGAGAAAGAGAGAAGAGGUGGUAUAAAUUCCGAGACGAUAUAAUGAAAAGGAAGAAGUUCUUCAAAAAAAUUCAAUUUGCACUCGUGAAUUUUCGAAUUGUUACACUAACCCUUCGUUAGACGAAAUGAAGAUUAAAUAUAAAGUGUGGCAGUCACACUAGACUAGUUGAUGCGACAGGACAAACAUUGACGGGCGGACCAUUAGCGAGUAAGAAGUGGGGUGGGUGGGGAUUCAUGCUGGUUUCUGGGCCAGGAGGGGAGGAGAGAGGGGCGAGAACAGUUACGACUGCCGUGUUGGAGGGGAGAGGAGAGUGGCUGGUUGACGGAACUGCGGCGCCUGAAUAAGCGGCUGCUGCUGCAGCGUGGGACUCCGUUUGGUGAGGCGUGAUCUUAAACCCUCAUAAUGGGCAUCUUGAUCAACAUGGCGGUUGAUGGUAUUCGUGUUAGAGUGCCAUGUCUCUAGGAAUUCUCUCGUCCGUUUUGUGUUGGUUGUGGCGAUGACCUCAGUGUCAUCCCAAUUGAACCGGCGGUCGCCCUGGAGUGCGUGUGCAAAGACAAGGGGCAGUGAGUCACGGCGACGGACGGUUGGUUUUUGUUCAUUAAUUCGAGUUCCUAGAUUUCGUCCUGAAUGACCAACAUUUAUGCGGGGGUAAUUGGCACAUGGGAUGCAAUAUAUAACAUUAGUCUGUUCCGGUUUGGGUUCGAUUCCUUUAUUCGAGAUCAGCCUUUGCGCAGCGAGGAGCAGGUUUGAGAGAAACGCGGAUAACGACCUGAUUUAGCUGAGGGGCGAACAUUUCUGAGGUCCCCUGCAUAAAGGACAGCAAGACGAAUUUCUGUGUCCCGAUUUCUCCAUUUGAGGAGGGGCCAUGAGGUUGUGCCUAACGCCUGAGGCAGUUAUUCACGAAACUGAUCAAAUAUCCGUUAAAUCGAAAUAACCCAUACAUAUAAGCUAGUUCUCUCUUCAGGAGAUGGUCAUUGCUGCAAUAACGGUAGGCGCGGGGGAAGAGAGUUCGUACGCAGCAUCCUUUUUGAACUGCAGGAUGAUUCUUGCAUAAUUGUGGAUGAUAUCCGAAUCAGACCCCUUUCUGUAGACGUUGGUUGUGAGACUACUGUCGUCCAGCCUUUGUAUUUUUACAUAUAUAUAUCAGUGAGGAAGGAUGACAGAGAAUGCGACUAGAUUGGCCAGUACUGUUUCGGGCUUAUUGUGCCUUCAUUCGGCCAAUCAUAACCCUCACCACCAGCAGCUGGGACCAGAAACACAAAAAUGCGCACAGACGCACCUGGCGCUGUUAAUCCACCACCGGGGUCUACCAGAUGGAUCAUAAGCACUUCAUCGAACCCAAGUUCAUCAGUGCCUCGCCACCUGUCAUUCUCUGUCGCUGCAGAUCGGGUAUUUAUCAAUUAGGAAUGGACACACACCGAUCUAUUGAUUUCACGAAGCAAACAAGCUCCGUAUGGGUGACAAAGGUCAAAAACAGGCAACCAAUUACCAGGCCGAAGUCGGCCAAGUCAUAAUAACAGCGAGGAGGAAGAGGUUUUUCUGAAAAAUCGAGUUGUACUCGUGAGUUUUCGAGCUGCUGACACCAACCCGUCGACAGACGAAAAUUUCGCGGGUAAAACUCGAGUUUCCCGAAGAAAUACUUCCUGUUUUCAUAUACAUAUACAUAUAUUGCGAUUGCGUUCGUCGUAAAUACUUCUUUGUAUUUUUAUUCUUAAUAAAGCUGGUCGACUAUCGGUAGACGUUGGUAUCAAAAACACUCUUUAAUGGGUUUAAAUAUAUUUUCCAUUGGCAGCUUGAAUGAUUUUUCGCAAUAAUUAAUGACGAAUGAGGAAAUUGUCCUUGCUGAUUAUCACUACCUGCAGGAUCAGUAGUAUAUGAAGCCGAAGUCAUAUCGAUUUAUGUUUUUAUAUCAGCCGUAUGCGGUGGCAAGUUCAUUGCGGACGAAGGCCACAUUGCGGUCCCUAGGUAUCCGAACAAUCAACUGCCAAACAGUGAGUGCACUUGGACGAUUGAAGUUCCCGUCGGCUUCCACAUUGCACUCACAAGGGAAAUAUUCGGAGUAAGUACCCGUGGAACCCUUUCAUUCAUGUCCUCUGAUUCUGAUAAAGAUGUGCGCAGUCGGAGGUAAUUUAAUUUUAACAACAGCCAGUCAUGCUAAAACAUAAUGUUAUACAUGUUUGUUGCAUAUAGCUACAGUGCAUAGGACAUCACCAACAUGCCUUAUUUCUCGCAUCCAAUGAUUCGAUCUUGCUUUCUACCUUUGAGACGGCCCGCAGCAACUGGUCGAAUAUGAAUUCAUGCAUCCCGCCCUCGGCACCUUGAUGCAAGAUAACCUCAAUUACAAAAAUUGAUGCAAAAUCGGUUUUUGCGUCGAGUCUUAGCAGCCCGUCAAGAUUUGCAGCACACAACCUAGUUACUAGGCCAGAAUGAGAGCUACUCGGAUCUGAUACACGAACGUGAGAUGUCAUGAUGUCCACACUGAGAAGUAUCCCCUGAAACCUGGCUCCCAGGCCUGAUGACAAUCAAGUUACUGCGUCAGCCGGUAAGCUUCCAAUGGACGACUGAUGGCGAAUUACGAUGGAUUCAAGAGUGCCAGAUUCAGUACCACUGAGUCAGGGGUCGACAUCUUGUUAUAAUAGAUGCUCCAGGGUCGGGCUCUCAUGCACAAGACGACUUUCCUUGCCUGGGAGCGGACCGGAGAUGCGACUGUGUGGCGUGACUGAAGAGAUGACAUUGUUCACUUAAGCGUUUGACAUGCGACUUGAUCCCCACGUCGCGUAAAAUUCUGCUCCGAAGGAUAUUUGUCCCACUUGAGUGAGAGCAGACAUGCGACGUUCCGCUCACCGUACAGAACAUGACAAAGGAGAUCUCAUGUUUGCUUCAAAAGAAAUGCAGUGUGUUACUAGGAGAUGUCGUGCGUCUGUUGAAAUUGCACACCGCCCAAUAGGGCCUUCAAAAUUAAAAAUCGGUUAGAGCCUGAAGAACACUCUGGAGUAGUGUAUCGUAUUCCCUGCCAAAAUUUUCCUUGUAAUUACAGACGGCAGACUGGGCGCAUACGCGAACAUAAGCUGAUUAUACGACGAGGCAAAGCAUUGUCACAAGUGGCCGCCCACACCUACGAAAUGGGUCACGAUUUAACUUCACAGCCAACAAAAUAGUCGCCAACGCCGGAAACAAAAUAGGCUGAAAAUUGAUUGAAGCCUGGGCCUCCGAUGAGAACUGGGUCAAUCGAUUUACCGAUAUGGCGCCUGCGUACAGAGCCCUGCGUAGUCACCUCCAGUCUGGGGCGUCGGUCGAUGAUUGGCCUAUAUGCCCUAUAACUGUCGCUCGUUCUGCCGCAGCCACUACCUCUGACGAUGGACUCCUGCACGAGUCUGAAAACUGGGGACAAUAAACGAGUGUUCCGGUGCUCGACCUUUCUUCAUUUAUACAAAUCUGUGACGGCUUUACGUCGGGGCUCAUGCCGCUGCUUCCAGGAUCUAUGUUCCAUGAAUUCGCAAGGGACCCACCAGGUCGAUGCGUAAAAUAAGUGCGCAGUGGCAGCAAGGACACUGUGGGGUGGCGUACACUGAACGGACGAUGGUGGCGACGUUGAUGGUGAUCGCAUUACGAGUGCUGAUGAUAUAGGACCAUGCGACAGAAGAAGCAGAGUUUUUUACUUCGGAAAUUGCAGGUCAGCAUACAUGCCAAUAAGAAGAGAGCCAGCCUGGUGAUCGAAGGUCAGUCAUGAGCUUGAACGCGGCCUACCAGGCGCCACUCACAUUACCUUAGUCAGUCCGCAGAUGACAGAGACGUGUAGAAUCAGACGAGUAUACCAGUCGACACUCAUGAAGAAGCGACCAGAAACUGGCUGGUGCCCACGUUACUGGCAUACAGCAUCUGGCCAUCGGAAGUGUCCAAGUUGCAUAAAGCAGAAUGUACAUGCAGUGAUAACUGAUCAGUACAUCGGACGACAAGGCAUAGGCUAAUGAACCCACCGACUUUACUGCAACUACAACGACCAGAGUGUUGUUAAAUUACUAGCGAGCUCCGAGCGGUGACAACGCAGAUGCCAAAACGAAGCAUCACUGACCAGGAAGGUUGAAGUUCUUACGUCGGACACGGCAAAGAAAAGACACAUUGUCACUCUGAUGAAAGAAACAAGGAAGACUUCAUAAGGUUCGUACAAACGGGGUUGUGUCCAGGAAUAUACAUCCGCCUCUUCCUUUUCUGUGCGGAGGCAAGCUCAGAUGUGUAAAUUUCUACCUUAGAGACAGCAAAACAGAGGAGGGAGACACGAAGGACCAUUUUUGGACUUUAAAAGCCUCCGAAGUCAAACCUAGGUUUGCUGACCUGUGCGUCGAGCCAUUUUCAUCGGUAAUUGAACGUCAGGCAGUCGACCACACUAAUACUGAGUCACGAUCCCACAGUUGCGUGGACGGAUUGUCCCACGCGAUUCAAGUUAAGGCAGUGAUUGCCCCCAGAGAUACACAGAUCGACACGUCUAUACCUCGCAUUGGCCUUCAAAGAUACGAAUUAAAUUAAAUGUUAAACUAACAAAUUUCUGACACUCUUCCACUUUGGUCGAAAAUUGAGACUUAGGUAUCUGCUUAUGAAAUAUAUUCCCUGCCGCAUUUUAUAAUCAUAAGAUGACGGAGCAUCCACAGUGUCUCCACGAUUACUUGGAAGUUUUUGACGGUCCUUCGGAGUCUUCUCCCUCGCUGUACAAGCUCUGCGGGUAUAAUUUCCCGCCGACCAUUUGGUCGACGAAUAACACGAUGACUUUGCGGUUCGUUGUCAACAGUUCAAUCGAAGGGCAAGUUUUCGAAGCCAACUACCGAAAGCGUAAGUGUUCGGGUCUUACACUUCACAUUAAUUAUGCGAGGUGUGUGCUGUUACACUGUUACAAGGCAACAGGCCAUCGGCACUGACAAUAUGCUCUUUUAACGCAAUCAAUUAUUCUAUCUGUCCAUGCAAAUUUCUGAUCCCGGUAUGGGAAUGUUGAGUCACCAAGUACAUCGGAUGGUGUGCUGUUUGCCAUCCCGAUACCAAUAUCAUCUUCAUCAAAGUAGAAUUCCGGGCCUAUUACCUGUCAGAAUUCAGUUGUCCAAAAUUUGAGCUGCUGUAUUGUUCUGUCAAAAUGGCUUAAAAAACCAACGUUAUUUGGGCCCACAAGCCACUCUCUUCACUGUUCACUUCAAGCGCGCAGUGUAUACGGAAAUUUAGUUCUUUAUAAACACUCUCAUUAUUACCCUUAUUAAAACAUGGCUGUGUUUCUUGAAAUACCAACCCCCCCAUUUAGCAAAUUAUACGUCUGUUCAAUCAAUACUUCGAGAUUGCUCCUUAUUAAGUCUUCACAUUUCCGGUAACAAGACUGCUGGUUCGUAUCACUUCAAAAAAUGUAUUAAUGAUAUAACUGUACUGAGUUAGAAAGGACUUCUUCAAUAAACCGAUCGUUCUUACGGAACUCACUCGUUCACUUGUGCCUUGCGGGCUCUCUCUCGAGCCUAACCAGACGCCACACAGAGGCGCAUGAUAUAGGCAGAAUGUUAUUACCGAAAAAGACAAGGGAGACUGGAAUGACUAUUUCUGGCUUAUUAACCAUCGUCAGCCAACCAUACCCAACCCCAAAGUGUGGAACACCCGAGGCACGAACUCGCGACCUGUUAGUUAGAAGUCCACGCCUCUAACCACUGGGCCACGAGCCCGUUGCCCUGUCAGUUUGCGAUCGGGAAUAAACAAUAGUGCAAGGCACAAUUGUGUUCCGUUAGGCACAAGGGAACGAGUGACUUCCGUAUGAACGAUCGGUGAGCGCCCCUGCAUCAUUGCAUAUUCCAGACCGAAACCGACAAGACAACGAGCCCACGGUUCAGCGGUAAGGGGCGUAGUCUUCUGAUUAACAGGUUGAGGUUUCGAGCCUCGGCUGUUCCACACUUUGGGGUUCGAUAUGGCUGGCUGACGAUGGCUAAUAAGACAGAAAUGGCCAUUCCAGUCUUCCUUAAUUUUGUUGGUAAUAACAUACUGCCUAUGAUUAACGCUGUUUCACCCGCCCAGGUGACGGGUUCCUUCUAAUGAGGGCUUCAGGAUACCUACUCGUCGAGCAGAGCUCCAGACGUUCCUUAGUCUGCAGGCUUCUCAAAACAUUUUGCUCGAUGGGUUUAUUGGUUUGCUGAUACGCAAGCACGAAGCCCAGCCCCAAACACACACGUGUUACGACGCCAGAAGGACACAAAUGUCCGUGCUUAGAUACUUACAGUCUUCUAGUGGGCAAACACAUUUUAGCAUGCGCUGUUUCAUCCUUGCACAAACGCAAUUUGCCUGGAAGAAAAUUUGGUGGUGAACCAUCCGCCAAAACUUACAUUUACGCAAUCUUGAAGCUACAGCCGUCUUCUACCUUGGGUGUUUCCCAUUUGCCAGGCAGUCGAACGGGUUUGGCGAUUUGAAUUUAAUGAUCGAAACGACGCAGAAGUUUGAACGGUAUCUAGGGUCUUUCCGAACUUACAAGCACCGCCAAUCAGUCUGGGUACUUGGAGUUACGAAUAACCGAAGUGACUGACAGUUUUGUUGUAUUUUCUUGUAGAAGCUGCUUGUGGAGGAUACUUGAAGGAGGAUCAAGGCAACUUUACCAGCCCUGGAUACCCGAUCACGUACCCACCAAACGUUAGAUGUGUUUGGAAGAUUGAAGUUCCCGCUGAAUUCUCUAUUGUGCUUACAUUCGAGAAUAUUGAAGUAAGUAUCCAUGCAAGCACUACUCUAAUUUUUUAUGGAUGCGUUUGUGCAAACAAGCUUAAAAUGAGAAGCAGCGGUUUGCUACGAAUGUGGGUCUGUAAAAUAAAUUUAACAUAAACUAAACUCUAGUAAGGAAAUAUAUUUCGACCUUUUUGUAAUCACUGAAUAUUCGAUGGUGUAAUUUCAUAGCUGUAGUUUUGGGUUCCUUUUUAAAUUGCCCACAGCAAAAUUUACGAGUAUCAAUAUUGAUGAUGUGUGGAUGUUUGCUACUCAAUAUGCAGUUACUGGACGCUGCCAACUUAUUUCCUUUGGGUAUAAAUAUAUCUUGUUUGCGGGGUGGACACUCUGCCGACAUCUUCACAAGACAGCCAGCUAGUUCUUCACCUAAGCAAUCUAGUGAAUGGACUCCAGCAGGACCCCUGGGUCACACUCGUUUCUAAAUUUUUUUGACCUACAGUUGACGAUGAUCACCGUCUGUGAUGGCAUGGCCGUCGCACAGUGCGAUUUGUCCAGCAUCGUACCUGACCGCCAUGCUGCACCAGCGGCGGCGACGGCGGCGGCAGUUGACGGGACUUCCUUUACUCAUCCAAAAGUGUAA